GGACGGGGAGGCUGUGCCUCCACUGCCUCUUAUAUGACCAAAAUUGAGGCCCGACCCCAAGUCUCGGCCACCUUCUGACACGAUUCCAUUCCCGAAUUACAGACAACAACAAGAACAACAACAAUAACAAGCCUUUGCUUCAUCCACCAUACUGAAUUUAUUCCCCGAACUCUUGGACCCAAAACACCAUGUUCAAACUCGGCGAAGACAGCGCGAUGUUGGGAUUUUAUAUUUCUUUUGAGCCGAGGAGGCUGUAUCUUGAAUUCCGCACAGAUACACAAGCGGAGGAAUACCUAAAGCAAAUCAAGCAGCGGUCGGUUUACAAAGCCAACUCGUUGGAUGGCGAGCAACAAGGCAGAGUCUGUUCCUUGCGGCUCCCCUCGAGGAUUGUCAGCGCGAGCGUCUGGGGCUCCGAGAUCUACCUCACUUUCAACGACAAGACGUUCGCCAGUGACUGGGUAAACGGACUACUGGUCUGGGUAUUCAGAAAGAACCAGGAUGGAACAAAGAGCGAGACGGAUGUCUGCCUCUACAGCGCCGCUACCACUAAGCAGCUCAACAAGGCGUUGGGGAUCUCGGAACACGGGAGGGCACGGCCAACGACAAAUAACAACAGAGGUGUCCCUCACAGGGUGCCUGAAUCUGCCAUUACAUCAGCGCCUGGUACAUAAAACGAGGAGUAGGGAGUGUUGUUUGGGGUUUCGAUUUCUGGGGUCAGUAUGAACCGGGCAGCAUAAGUUAUAUCACGAUGAACGACAGCAUGGACGAGAGGAGGGUUAACAGUUGUAACUUUGUUUUUCGAAUAUUUGCCUAGAAUACAGUCAUAUUUCUAUCCAGUUCUAACAGCACAUUAUAAACUCCGUUAACUUACAGUAGCCGCACAAA
Chaetomium fimeti is the source of this 885-nucleotide messenger RNA. RefSeq lists its product as uncharacterized. Lineage: Eukaryota; Fungi; Ascomycota; Sordariomycetes; Sordariales; Chaetomiaceae. The transcript has a single exon. The record is from RefSeq and is a predicted model, not a curated record. The coding region runs from base 189 to 671 and encodes 160 amino acids.